Lodderomyces elongisporus is the source of this 1350-nucleotide messenger RNA. It is a transcript of the gene SER33, whose product is annotated as phosphoglycerate dehydrogenase. The record is from RefSeq and is a predicted model, not a curated record. Gene Ontology annotation, molecular function: oxidoreductase activity, acting on the CH-OH group of donors, NAD or NADP as acceptor; NAD binding. The transcript has a single exon. Lineage: Eukaryota; Fungi; Ascomycota; Pichiomycetes; Serinales; Debaryomycetaceae. Bases 1 to 1350 code for a protein of 449 amino acids.
AUGAACAUUUCUGGUUCUCCAAAUGCUGUCUCCACAUCUCCAACCACUUCAUACUUGAGCCAGUAUGUCCCUUCAAAGCCAACAAAGGCAUUGAAACCAUUUUCAACUGGUGACAUCAAGAUCUUGUUGUUGGAAAAUGUCAACCAAACUGCCAUUAACAUAUUCAAAGGACAAGGUUAUCAAGUUGAAUUUUACAAAUCUUCUUUGCCAGAAGAUGAGUUGAUUGAAAAGAUUAAGGAUGUGCAUGCCAUUGGUAUCAGAUCCAAAACCAAAUUGACCGAAAAGGUUUUGAAACAAGCCAAGAACUUGGUGGUUAUUGGUUGUUUCUGUAUUGGAACAAACCAAGUCGAUUUGGAGUUUGCUGCCAAGUUGGGUGUUGCAGUCUUCAACUCGCCCUUUUCCAACUCAAGAUCUGUUGCCGAGUUGGUCAUUGCUGAGAUUAUCACAUUGGCCAGACAAUUGGGAGACAGAUCAAUCGAGAUGCACACUGGAACUUGGAACAAAGUCAGUGCCAAGUGUUGGGAAAUUAGAGGCAAGACCUUGGGAAUUGUGGGAUAUGGUCACAUUGGUUCACAAUUGUCAGUGCUUGCAGAGGCAAUGGGUAUGAAUGUUAUCUACUAUGACGUCAACACAAUCAUGGCUCUUGGUAACUCCAAACAAGUUGAUACCUUGGACGAAUUAUUAAAGAGAGCCGAUUUCGUUACUUUGCACGUGCCAGCCACACCAGAAACCAAAAACUUGUUGAGUGCUCCUCAAUUCGCCGCUAUGAAGGAUGGCGCGUAUGUUAUCAACGCUUCCAGAGGUACAGUUGUUGAUAUCGCAGCAUUGGUGCAAGCCAUGAAUGCCGGUAAGAUUGCUGGUGCCGCAUUGGACGUGUACCCACACGAACCAGCAAAGAAUGGUGAAGGUUUGUUUAAUGACGACUUGAAUGGAUGGGCUAGCGAAUUGACUUCACUUAGAAAUGUGAUUUUGACUCCACACAUUGGUGGAUCAACAGAAGAAGCACAAUCUGCUAUUGGUGUUGAAGUGGCCAACGCUUUAACCAAAUACAUCAAUGAGGGUACCACACAAGGUGCCGUCAAUUUCCCAGAGGUCUCGUUAAGACCAUUGGAUUUGGACCAACAAAAUGUCGUCAGAGUAUUGUACAUCCACCACAAUGUUCCUGGUGUGUUAAAGACAGUCAACAACAUUUUAUCCAACCACAACAUUGAGAAGCAAUUUAGUGACUCACAAGGCGACAUUGCAUACUUGAUGGCAGACAUUUCAGAUGUCGAUAUCAGUGAUAUCAAGUCCUUGUAUGAGCAAUUGGAACAGACCCCAUACAAGAUUGCUACUCGUCUAUUGUAUUAG